This is a messenger RNA of Heterobilharzia americana, 1191 nucleotides long. NCBI's taxonomy places the organism in Eukaryota, Metazoa, Platyhelminthes, Trematoda, Strigeidida, Schistosomatidae. The record is from the annotation of a GenBank genome assembly.
UAAGCACUUAGCUAAAUUGUGAUUCGCUGUUUAAAUUUACCAAUUCAUUGAAACUACUUCAGUCGAAUAGUGCACUCUAUAAAAGUAAGAUGAGUCUAAAUGUUUACCAGCAAAGUUUCUAUCAAAUUAAUUGGAAAAAAGUGAAACAAAAGAGGCAUAUACAAUAAUAUCUAAUUACCAAUGGCAUGUAAAUGUCCUGAUAUUGGCUGGGGUGUAGCAUGGUUUUUAGUAUUUCUGUUAUCAUUGCCAGUGGGAUUUUUCUGUGCAUUCCUGUUUGUCAUAUUCUCAAUAUUUCGUUCAUGUUUCGAUGCAUGCAUGAAAGCUACCGAUGGAUUGCUGAAAGGCGCAGAGUUACCAUUUUUCUGUAUGAAGAAGACUAUCGCAUGUGAAAAAAUGUGCUAACAACUUGUACAAUAUGUUAUGCAUGAAUAACUAACAUAUAUAUUGUUAUUAAUAAUAAUAUUGUUAAUUUGUCAUGACAGUUUCUGUUUGUACACAGUGUUUUUUUUUUAAUUAUAAAACAUUGAUAAUUUUUAUGAUUUGAUGCAUUCAUCCAGUCACCUUAUACUGUGAUAACGUUUCACUCUAUCAGUUAUUCAACAUCGUACCAUUCAGUGCUGUAGAAAUAAGAUACACUGAUGAAUUAUUCCGUUAAUCCUUGUUAGUAUAUAUAGUUGUUGUUAGAAAGUAACCGGCCUCCUGCUUAUAUUUUAAAACUGAAAGCUAGGGGACUACAUUGUGGCUACUUUUUAUCCCACUAAUCCGACCUCAGUGACCGUGUUUCUAAGUUAGAACAGACGUCUUUGAAUGUGAGCUUAUCCUAACCCAAUUCCUGUUACUUUUAAAUUAGAAGUUUAUUGUUAAAAAAUUCAAUGCAUUGGAGCUGAUGUAGCUACCCAGUGAAAUAUUUGAACAUACUACUUGAUGUAUUACAAUAAAACCUGUUUUAUUUCAAAUUACAUACGAUGAGACAUGAUUAGACAGCGUGGUAUCUCGCUAGUAAAACAUUCUUCAGUUGGCAGAUUUAUUGUGUGUAAUUCACUGUUUGUUGAAUAAAAUACAUACAUAGGAUUUUUAGUUAGCCUUACUGAUUGGUACGAGAAAGUUUUCUAAGUUUGACUUAAUAUUCAUGAAAUCAAACCUCUAGUCUUGGUACUUUGUGUUGUAGAAUUUUCGCUUUUUGAAGGUAAU